Suillus fuscotomentosus is the source of this 819-nucleotide messenger RNA. RefSeq lists its product as uncharacterized. The transcript is spliced from 2 exons. NCBI's taxonomy places the organism in Eukaryota, Fungi, Basidiomycota, Agaricomycetes, Boletales, Suillaceae. Bases 1 to 819 code for a protein of 272 amino acids. The record is from RefSeq and is a predicted model, not a curated record.
AUGGUCGCAGAUUUCGUUUCAGCAGAUUAUGGCUGGUUGCGGUCUCGUGAUGGGAAUCAAUCUGCCCGUGUGCUCUUUAGGGCGGGAAAGGGGAGGGAUGGGUACUUCACCAAUGAUGAAAUUCUUCAACAUGCCGAGAAAGCAAUGACAAUUCUGGAGAAAGAUUACCCAGAAGAUGACCACGUUUUUGUGUUUGACAAUGCAACGACACACCUUAAAAGGGCUGAUGAUGCAUUAAGUGCUCGAAACAUGCCCAAGACUUGCAAGAACUGGGGGGUCAGUGCUCCGGUGAGGGAUGCCACAGGAAAACAAACCCAUGGUGGAGAUGGGAAGAUUUUGAUGCAAAAGGUUUGUAUCGCUAAUGGUGUUUUUAAUGGUGCCCCUCAGGAGUUCUAUUUUCCUGAGGGUCACACAAACACUGGGUUGUUCAAGGGAAUGGCCAAAAUUCUAGAGGAGCGUGGUUUCGAUGUCAGCAAAAAGAAGGCUCAGUGCAAGGAUUUCAACUGUCCUCGUGGUUCCACUUCUUGUUGUUGUCGCCGAAUUCUCUAUAACCAGCCAGAUUUUGUUAAUGUCGAGUCAAACUUGGAGAGGGUGUGCAGGUUAAAGGGCUUCAAGGUGCUCUUCCUUCCAAAAUUUCAUUGUGAGCUCAGCUUUAUUGAACAAUGCUGGGGGUUUGCCAUCAGAUCACGCCGUUUCAUGGAUGCUUAUUAUAAAGGACUUAAUGGCAAACAAGCUGCCUGGGCUGCAAAGCAAUACCGAGGCCAUCGUGUACUCCCUUCAGCAAUAAUGUCAGAAUUCGAGAGUGCACACUUAAAUUAA